UGACUGGUUUGAUAAUUUGACUCAUUAAAUGUGAGGUGUAAUUAAAAAAAAAUCACUAUCUUUGCGAUCCUCCCUCCCCCACCUGCCUUCUAAUUCCGUUUUGGGUUACGUUCCACCCUCCCCAGCCUGCGCUAUUCAUCGGCGACUUUACAUUCUUUUCACGGGUGCACUCAGUCCUAAUGCUGAAAAACACAGACGGCACGGACACUUUUUGCAUUCUGCAUAAAAGCCCAGUGGGAUUUAAUGGUCGACGCCGUGAAUGGGGGCUCAGUUCCCCUUGUGGGUAACUACUGAACCUCCUUUGUGGUCCCUCGCCAUCCUCUUCCUCCACUUGCUACACUGCGAUUGAGGAGGAGAAGACGACAAAGAGAUGUCGCCAUUUACUGCUUGCUGCCGAGGCUUGUACAGCUGCCAGUGGAAACGCGUCAGGAAAGGCGGGGAAAGUAAAUGUGCAUGCUGGUGGUUCUCAUUCCUCACUCUGAUCACCCUGCUCUCUGUGUCUUGGAUGUACAUCUGUCUGGUCACUUCAAAUGACCAAGAGGAUGUCAAUUGGAAGGGCUUCAUCAAACUGAAGCACUGGGUGAACUGGUUCAUGGUGCUGAUCAUCAUUUCGGCAGUGUUAACCAGCUACAGUGUGCUGCUGCUGCUUUUUGCUUUGUUCCAAGUCGCAUUGAAAGAACCACUCAACUUACAUUGGCUACAUAAGUGCCUUCUUAUCCUUGGCUUGCUUUUCAUCUUUCUUGGAAUCGUUGGAAUAAGUCUCCAGUGGAAGCAAGAAUGGCCAACUGUUCUUCUCUCACUCCAGGCGACUGCUCCUUUCCUGCAGUUCGGUGCUGUUGGAGGUUUGGUUCUGCUGAGCCCAUUUGUCUUCCAGGGAUUCCAUAUGGCCAAAUCAAAAUGCUCUCGCUUCCUGAUGGCAUCAUUGUACGCUGCAGUGUCAGCAGCCGUCCUCUUGUGUCCUUUAGUCAUCCACUCACCUUGUCUGAUCGACCACAGCGACUUGCCUCCAAAGCCAAAGCUCAUCGGCCACCGAGGUGCGCCAAUGCUGGCUCCCGAGAACACGAUGAUGUCCUUCCAGAAGAGCCUCCUGUGUGGCGUGAAGGCAUUUGAGACAGAUGUGCAGAUCAGUAAGGACAGAAUUCCAUUCUUGAUGCACGAUCAACACUUGGGCUUCCUCAGAAGAACGACAGACGUCAGAAAGAAGUUUCCGCACAAGGAUUUCAACAUGAGCACCGAGUUGACUUGGAAGGACUUGCGAAGUCUGAAUGCGGGUGAAUGGUUCCUUCAGACAGAUCCUUUCCGCUCAUUGUCCCAGCUCUCUGCGGAGGAUAAAGAAGAAGCCCGAAAUCAGAGUGUUGCGUCUUUACUGCAGCUCCUGCAACUCGCCAAGAGCCACAAUGUCUCGGUCAUAUUCGACCUCUAUAGUCCCGACCAGGAGGCCGACACGGUGGAUGUGGUCAGAACGAUACUGAUGUCUGACGUGGACCCAAGCCUGAUCAUGUGGCUUCCACCUGCAGAACGAGAAUAUGUAAAAACAUCUGCUCCAGGCUUCAUCCAAGUAUACAACAAUGAAUACGACAUGUUUCAAGACGGAGGCAACCAUCUCAAUCUGCAUUAUAACAAGUUGAACACAGCACAAAUUAGGGAUCUUGUGGAUCAAAACGUGACGGUGAAUACUUGGGUGGUCAACGAGUCAUGGCUCUUCUCUCUGCUGUGGUGCGCGGGGGUCAGCUCAGUCACUACCAACGCCUGCCACCUGCUCAGGGACGUGCAGCGGCCCGACUGGAUCAUGCCCCAUCGGAUUUACACAAUCAUGUGGAUUACAGUGGACGUUAUUUCUCUUGUGUUGAUCAUCGGAAUGUACUUCCUCCAGCGUCAUUGCUGCCAAAGAAAAGUGUCGAAGAAAGAACGUGAGAAUGUGUUGGACUGGAAGGAGAAGGAACUGUUGCUCUUACCAAGUGUGAACUAGUGCUACUACAACUACUACUGACACUGUACUGCAUUGGAGGCCCAUGGUGAAGUGAUAAAGGAAAGCACAGAUGUUGUCAACCCAACCACUUCACCACAGACUCGUUGUUAUGCCACAAUA
Messenger RNA from Hippocampus comes (tiger tail seahorse), 2089 nucleotides. It is a transcript of the gene gdpd2, whose product is annotated as glycerophosphodiester phosphodiesterase domain containing 2. Gene Ontology annotation, molecular function: glycerophosphodiester phosphodiesterase activity. Bases 371 to 1969 code for a protein of 532 amino acids. The record is from RefSeq and is a predicted model, not a curated record. Gene Ontology annotation, cellular component: plasma membrane. The transcript has 16 exons. Lineage: Eukaryota; Metazoa; Chordata; Actinopteri; Syngnathiformes; Syngnathidae. Gene Ontology annotation, biological process: lipid metabolic process.